AUGGCCCCCAGAUCGUAUUUGGACUCCGUGGUUGGGAAUGGUACUAACACAGCACCUUUCUUGGUUGCAAAUCAGGAGGACAGUGAGGAGGAGGAGGAGGAUAUUGUGGAAAAUGAUGAUCCCACAUGCCCGACAAUCCGUUUAUCAGCCAAAGAAAAGAAUCGGAUCUGCGAGCCUUGGAGGCAAACCUUGAUCAUAAAAGUGAUGGGAAGAAGGGUUGGGUAUGCUUACCUUCUGCGCCGCCUGAACACGAUGUGGAGACCCAAGGGACGAAUGGAACUCAUAGCGCUUGACAACGACUAUUUCCUGGUGAAGUUCGGGAUGCAGGAUGAUCUGGAAUUUGCCAAAUAUGAAGGCCCGUGGAUGAUCUUAGAUCAUUAUCUGAUAGUUAAGGAAUGGGUUCCUAACUUUGAUCCGAUGACGGAUACUACGGAGAAGGUUCUCGUGUGGGUUCGCUUUCCUAGUCUCCCGGUGGAAUACUAUAACUUGUUAUGCUUAAGGAAAAUUGGAAAUAAGCUACAGAGAACUAUCCGUGUCGACCACACAACGAGUUUGGUAUCUAAGGGUAAGUUUGCAAGGGUGUGUGUGGAAAUUGACAUCUCUAAACCUCUGGUGUCGAGGUUCACUCUGGAAGAUAGGGUUUGGCACGUCGCUUAUGAAGGGAUGCACUUGGUUUGUUUCUCCUGUGGGCUCUACGGUUAUCGUCAGGAAUCAUGCUCGACGUGUCCUAAGGAGACUGCUACGGCAGAUGAGGUUCCUUUGGUUACUCUUCAAGGUGGUGACCCGGGGGUGGAUAAACAGAUCAGGGGUUCAGGACCUCAAGGGCAUACGAGGACGGCAAUCCAAGGAGCUAAGCCUUAUGGUUCCUGGAUGAUUGUGACUCGGAAGGAUAAAAGGAACCAGGGGCGAGCUCCUGGUCAGGGGAAGCAAGUGGAAGUCUCGGCACACAAAGGCAAACAAGGCCAACCUACUGGGACAUCGUUAGGGAAUGGAUCGCGUUAUGCGCUGCUAGGGGAUGAACUCGCGCAAGAAGUCCCAGGGGCGAUGGAUCAUGAGUCGAAUCCUAUGGCGACUGAGAAGGAAGAUGGAAGUACCACGGGGGUGUCGUCACAAGGAGCACGGGCGAAUAGCCAUGGUGGGAAAAAUAGAAGGGCCAAUGUGAUUGCGAACGAAAAGCAAAUCCUCAAUGAUGCGCCAAGAUUUAGGCCAGCGCCACUACAGGGUAAUGAGGUAGCGCAGGGGGAAAGGGUGACUGGUUCUACUUCUAGAAGAGCAGCGGAGGAGGAAGAGCAUGUAGUCAUCCGUGGGGAACAAGGGGGAAAACAUAUUAGCUCUACAACGGUGCACAAUGGAGAUAGCAGUGGAGCUGCCAUCCCGGUGGAAGCUCUACCUGCAACUGAACACCAUGGUGAUCCUCUAGGCGAUUUUGACAACGAAGGGGAUGUCAUUAUGGAGAUUGAACGACACCAGACGGCUCCCGUGGAGCAUGGAGAUUCGGCCAGAAACGCUUCGUAG
Messenger RNA from Ipomoea triloba (trilobed morning glory), 1515 nucleotides. RefSeq lists its product as uncharacterized. The coding region runs from base 1 to 1515 and encodes 504 amino acids. NCBI's taxonomy places the organism in Eukaryota, Viridiplantae, Streptophyta, Magnoliopsida, Solanales, Convolvulaceae. The transcript has a single exon. The record is from RefSeq and is a predicted model, not a curated record.